AUGAGUGAUACUUCAAGCACCAAAGAUGCUCUCUACAUGGGGUUUGAUCUGUCAACGCAGCAACUGAAAGGGAUCUGUGUUGACUCUAACCUCAAACUAGUCUACGAGGCGAAGGUGGACUUCGAUGCAGACCUCAAGAAGUAUGGCAUCGAGAAAGGCGUCUUGACCAACCCAGCAGAAGGCGAGGUCUUCGCUCCGCCAGCUAUGUGGCUCGAAGCCGUCAACCUUGUGCUUGAUCGGUUGCAAGCCGACGGGCUGGACUUCAGCAAAGUCAAGGGUCUCUCUGGAGCCGGCAUGCAGCACGGCACCGUCUUCUGGUCUCCGGACGCAGAGAAUCUAUUGGCAAAUCUUGAUCCGAGCAAAUCUUUGGUCGAACAGCUAGAAGCUGGCGGUAAAGGCGAGCGGAGAGGUGCCUUCGCCCACCCAAUGAGCCCGAACUGGCAGGAUGCGAGCACCCAACGGCAGUGCGACCUAUUCGAUGACCGUCUUGGCGACCCUAUGAAGCUCGCGGAAGCCACGGGCAGCAAAGCGCAUCAUCGUUUCAGCGGUCCACAGAUCCUAAGGUAUCGGACAAAGUAUCCUUCACAUUACGAACAGACAGCACGCAUCUCUCUCGUAUCGGCAUUCCUAGCUUCCGUCUUCCUUGGCAAGAUUGCACCGAUGGACAUUAGCGACGUCACGGGCAUGAAUCUUUGGGACGUCGGCAAGGGCAAGUUCAACGAUGAUCUGCUCGAGCUCGCCGCCGGUGGCAAGGAAGGCGUCGCAGAACUUCGCAAGAAGCUUGGUCAUGUGCCUGAGUCUGGCGGCGACUCGUUCGGCUCUAUCAGCAAGUACUUCGUCCAACGCUAUGGCUUUCCGGCAGACUGCAUGAUUAUCCCAUUCACCGGCGACAAUCCCUCAACCAUCUUAGCACUGCCCCUACGACCAUCAGAUGCCAUGGUGUCGCUGGGCACGAGCACAACAUUCUUGAUGAGCACAUCAACCUGGCGUCCGGACCCGGCAUACCACUUUAUGAAUCACCCAACCACCGCUGGCCUCUACAUGUUUAUGCUGUGCUACAAGAACGGCGGUCUAGCCCGCGAGCAGAUACGCGACCAGGUCAACAACGACAAAAGCAAUGAUUGGUCCAAGUUCAACCACACCGCCCUAUCCACACCUCCAGUCUCUCAACGAACACCUAGUGAUCCCAUGCGGCUUGGCCUUUACUUCCCGCGCCCAGAGAUCGUUCCCAAUCUCCGCUCUGGCCAAUGGCGCUUUCAGUACCGCCCAACGUCGGGCAACCUGAUGGAGCAACCUUCCGAGUUCACCCCCGACGACUGCCGUAACAUUGUUGAGAGUCAGAUGCUUUCCUUGCGACUCCGCUCCGGCAGCCUGGUGAAGCCAGAGAAGGACCCUCAGACUGGCCGAUUGCUCCCAGCGCAACCGCGUCGGGUCUACCUCGUGGGCGGCGGCUCCGCCAACCCAGCCAUCGCCAAGAUCUGUGGCGAGGUGCUCGGUAGUGUCGAGGGUGUCUUCAAGCUCGACAUUGGCGGCAACGCUUGCGCGCUUGGCUCUGCGUACAAGGCCGUUUGGGCCUGUGAGCGGAAACCCGGGCAGACUUUCGAGGAUCUCAUUGGCUCGCGGUGGGAUGAGGAGAAAUUUGUCAAGAAGGUCGCGAAUGGGUACAAGGAGGGCGUGUUUGAGACGUAUGGUGAAGCUGUCAAGGGUUUCGACCGGAUGGAAAAGCUUGUGCUGGAUCGUGAAGCUCAUUUUAAUGGAGAAGGCGUUAAGCCUGUGCCCUGA
This is a messenger RNA of Baudoinia panamericana UAMH 10762, 1782 nucleotides long. RefSeq lists its product as uncharacterized. The record is from RefSeq and is a predicted model, not a curated record. Gene Ontology annotation, cellular component: cytosol. Bases 1 to 1782 code for a protein of 593 amino acids. The transcript is spliced from 2 exons. Lineage: Eukaryota; Fungi; Ascomycota; Dothideomycetes; Mycosphaerellales; Teratosphaeriaceae. Gene Ontology annotation, molecular function: D-xylulokinase activity. Gene Ontology annotation, biological process: xylulose metabolic process; D-xylose metabolic process.